AUGUUUCCAACACCAAUCGACACCCCUUCGGUGACAAGGCCGCUAGCUUCAUCUCAUGAGCUCAUGCGACAGUUGGAAACUCGAGAACCCGUAGAUUCUGGUGUGACGAGCUACGAGAAAGCUGUUUCUUGGGGUUCGGCGGCAAAUUCAAAAAAUCAUGAUAAUGAUAAUGAUGAUGAUGAUGAUGACUCGGAUGAUGAUGAUGAUGGUGAUGAUGAUGAUGAUGAUGAUGGUGAUGAUAAUGACUCGGAUGAUGAUGAUGAUGAUGAUUUGGAUGAUGAUGGUGUUACUCCAUAG
Molecule: messenger RNA, 297 nt
Organism: Echinostoma caproni
Lineage: Eukaryota; Metazoa; Platyhelminthes; Trematoda; Plagiorchiida; Echinostomatidae
Source: the annotation of a GenBank genome assembly